UAUGUGGAGCUGCUGUGUAAAUGUGCACAUAGUAGCCCCACAUUUUAACAGGGGAAGGAGGUGGAGCAGUGGUUGCAGGAGCCAGCCACCUCCCAAAGCCAGCUGCUAUGUGCGCAGUCAUGCAGCAGUGAGCUAUGGGAGGCAGUUGGCAGCUGCGAUCACUUGUUCCCACCCUUCCUCCCAGAAGGCAGCAUUUGACAAUACAGAAAACAGGUCGUGCAACCAUGGAUCAUCAAAGCACCAUUGUAGGGAAAGGUCAAGAAGAAUUACAAAACACCUUGACAGACUCAAGAUGGCAGAGGCAUACUCCUUGUCCUUCCAUACUGAGGGGAGCAUCCCAAAAACUGACAUGGAGACUGGCUACAAGUUGCAAAAAACAAUUAUGAUUGUAUCAAUUCCAAUCUGCACUUUAGGAUUGCUUGGGAAUGGAAUUGUCCUCUGGCUUCUGUGUUUCCGGAUCAAAAAAACUAAUUUCACUGUCUAUUUCCUCAACAUGGCAGUUGCUGAUCUUAUGGUACUCUUCUACUAUAUUGUAGUUUUCAUUUUAUUUUUGAAUGCAGUUCCCGUCAGCCUGUUCUAUUUACAUAUUGUGGAGCUGACACAUGCAUUUGGGUUCAAUGCCAGCACCUAUAUUCUAACAGCUAUCAGUGCUGAAAGGUACUUCAUGGUUUUUUAUCCAGAAUGGUAUAAGCUUCACCGACCAAAGUAUCUCUCAGAAAUUAUGUGUGCUCUUUUGUGGAGUUUGUCCUGCCUGAUGUCUGUGGUGUUAUAUUUGGCCUGCUAUCUACAAUUCGACCCAUCGCUCACUGAAGUUAAUUCGAGUUGUGGGCCUACAAAAAACAUUCCGAGUGAUUGUCAACCUCCUGGUUUUUCUCCCUAUGAUGGUCCUUUCCACAUUGCUCCUUUUUAUCAGAAUGCUGAGAACAGAAAGUUCUCCAGAAAGAAUUGACGUCACCAUUGUGGCCACCAUUCUGUUGUUUCUCUUCUUUGCUGCCUCAGUCAGGAUUAUUGACAUCAUAGCAGAGCGGGUCCACGAAAUACACAUACCUGUGGUCUUCCUAAUUUUGCAUUUCCUUGAUGCUAUUGACAGCAGCGGGAACCCUUUUGUAUAUUUUUGUGUUGGCUAUACAAACAUGCCGGUUGACAGUGACUACUCCAUCCAAAAAAUUGUUGAAAGGGCUUUCUUGCUUGAGGAAAACACCGUAAGCUGGGCCCCAGGAACAUAAUGAAAAAGGAUUAUAUACAGAGGGAAGAAUUACAUGUAUGGGACUGUUGGUUAGUAUUCCUAUCUCUUAAAUAAACGUAUUGCAGAUA
Molecule: messenger RNA, 1314 nt
Organism: Sceloporus undulatus (fence lizard)
Lineage: Eukaryota; Metazoa; Chordata; Lepidosauria; Squamata; Phrynosomatidae
Exons: 2
Coding region: 2-949 (315 amino acids)
Biological process (GO): G protein-coupled receptor signaling pathway
Cellular component (GO): membrane
Molecular function (GO): G protein-coupled receptor activity
Source: RefSeq, a predicted model, not a curated record